Centropristis striata (black sea bass) is the source of this 723-nucleotide messenger RNA. RefSeq names its product zona pellucida sperm-binding protein 3-like. Gene Ontology annotation, cellular component: extracellular matrix. The record is from RefSeq and is a predicted model, not a curated record. Gene Ontology annotation, biological process: positive regulation of acrosome reaction; binding of sperm to zona pellucida; egg coat formation. The coding region runs from base 16 to 627 and encodes 203 amino acids. Lineage: Eukaryota; Metazoa; Chordata; Actinopteri; Perciformes; Serranidae. The transcript is spliced from 2 exons. Gene Ontology annotation, molecular function: acrosin binding.
AUUGUUUUUGCAACAAUGGGGUCCAGGCAGCUUAUUGUGUUUGGCUUUGUGCUUGUGUGUGCCAGGCUUAGUGAGGCUCGAUUCCUCAGUAUGAGAUUGCCGACCUACUGGGGAGUCGAGGUGGAAGUCGAGCCAGCUGCAGAACCUGAGAGGGAGCACUCCAGGGAGUCUGUUCGACAAGCUGGCAGGCUCCAGGCAGAGCAGGUCGAGCCAGUGGUCGAGCCACUCUCCUGGAAGUUUCCACAUGAUCCGGUGGAAUUAGUGAACAAGCCCCCCAUUGAGUUUGAACAGCGGAAGCCGGUGACGACCAACCGUGUUGCUGUAAGGUGUGGGCAAAGUAGGAUCCAGGUGGAAGUGAGCCAGGACCUGCGGGGCCUCGGCAAGCUGAUAAAGCCAGAAGACAUCAGGCUCGGUGGUUGUUCAGCCACUGAAGUCGACGACUUGUCUCAUGUGCUGAUCUUUGAAAGUGAGCUACAUGGCUGUGGCAGCACACGAGUGAUGACUGAGGAUGCCUUCAUUUAUGCUUUCUCACUGGUCUACAACCCCAAAGUGUCCGGCAGAAGUGACAUCAUCAGGAGGCAGGGUGCUGUCAUCGGAGUGGAGUGUCAUUAUCCAAGAUUAAUUUAAAGCUGGAUGAGUCUGCAAAGACCCUUUGAGUUUAAUGUAAAGUAAUCAGCUGUAUGUGUUUAUAGUAAAUGAUAAUAAAAGUUUUAAUGUCUCAUG